Messenger RNA from Stegodyphus dumicola, 3927 nucleotides. Its product is annotated as pancreatic triacylglycerol lipase-like. Gene Ontology annotation, biological process: lipid catabolic process. NCBI's taxonomy places the organism in Eukaryota, Metazoa, Arthropoda, Arachnida, Araneae, Eresidae. Gene Ontology annotation, molecular function: lipase activity. The record is from RefSeq and is a predicted model, not a curated record.
CAUCUCUUUUAUAUUUGGGUGAAUAGUUUCGUUAGUACAAGGUGUUUGGCAUUAUAUCAUUUCCUUAACUAUUGUCCCAAGAAGUCUUGUUAUAACAAGAAAAUAAAUUACAGUUUCAAGAAAAACUUCUAGUUAUGGAAAACUGAGUUAGUUGAAAUUGAGUGAAUAUUUAAAGAAUAAUUGAACGGAACCUUGUUUUGAAUACAUUUUGUUCGCGGAAAAGAGAGUAAUAAGCCAAGAAUAAACCGAUAGAUAAAUUUUAGAAUUGUGAAAGUGUGAUAAGGAAUUGGUCUGGUAUAAUCAACCAAUGAAGUGAUGGCCUGUAAGCUGAUAGAAGUAUUAUAACUGUAAGUGAGCAUUUAAACAAUUAUAGAAGAAUUCAUUUCUAAUUUUUUUGAGCUACUUAUAAUUGUGUGACCUGUUAUUCACUUCAACGUCAAGUUUUUAAUAACAAGUUAUUUACCUCAACUCAAGUUUCUUUAUUCAAGUUUAAAUUUCUUCCUGUUAGUUUAGCGUAAUUAUCAAAGCAAUUUUAAAGAAGCCAUAGAUCACAAUGAUAUGUUAAAGUGUAUAAAAUGUUCAAAUAUCUCAAAAAUUUCUAGAUUUAUGUGAAAUAAUUAUUUUUCAUGUUUAUGGAGAGAUACAAGAAAAAAGGCUUUUUAUUAUUAGACCCAUAUUAUUAUUGUCAUAUUCCCAGGCGAUAGAAAACUGACUCAUUUUUACUACCUUGUAUUUCAUUCAGUAGGUUAAUAGCACACUUCUAAUAUAGAACGUAAACAUUUUUGGACUUGAGCUAAGUGAGCUAAGUCUAACCAGCUCUUGUACAACAAUAUUAAUUUUAAUAACCGAAUCAGCUCAAGAACGUAAUGUCAGUCUGAGCUAUUGGUGUUUACCUGUGAGAAGCUUCGUUGUUUUCCCAGAAACUACAACAUCAGCAGCCUAAAAGAAUAUACUCGCUAUAUAGUUAGUUUAUUUGUAAGUAGUGGUAAGCUUGAGACUUCAGUCUUACUUAUCCAAUCACAUCCUGUCAGUUGGCCAUGCAGUGAACUAACUGAAGUUAUUUUCUUCUCCUUUCGCCAAUGUUUUACAAAUUAAAGUUGGAGGCAACUUGCAGAACAACGUUUUUCUAUGAAAUAAUUUGUGAUAGCACUAUACACCAAGAUUUUGAGAGAGAGAGGAAUUGAAAUGAUGGAAUUGAUUUUUUAAGUACACAAAACUUUUUGGAAAGGAACGCUACUCAUAUUUCAAAACUAUGAUUACAUUGAAAUUGUAAUUAUAGAUAACAUGAAAUGUAAAUACUAAUACAAUUACGCCUGUCUGUGAUAUACUAAUAUAACAAAAGAGGCGUGUUUAAUAUUCUUGAAGUUGCUGAGAGAGACAUCAUUAAAGUUCGCGUUGCAGAGUUAUAAUCCUAAUGUUAAAGAAGUGUAACGUUGCUUACAGGAAAAUAAUGCCAUGUGGGUUGAUCAUUAAUGAAUGCAAUGAAAAUACGAGUAGUAUCUAAUAAAGGAGAAUGGUAUCUUGAUAAGAGAGAAAGGAUAGGAAUAAUAUAGCCAGUUUGUUAGAUGCUAUAAAUAACACUAUAAAAAUAAUUAAAAUUUCUUGCAAAGUGAUGUAAAAGGUGAUUAAGCAUGAAGGCAAAAAUAUUAUAUGGAAUCAAAACUAACCUGAAGUUAAUAUCACAAUAGCAGAAAAAAUUGCUCUAUAAAACCAGUCAGACACUAUAGUUAUUCUUACUGUUAUCAUUCAUCGGAACAACUAGUUAUUAUAAAUUUGUUUCACGAGGUGGAACCGUCGACGCACUGUUUUACUUGGAUAUUAUGAUAAGUUUCAGAAAGGCCGUAAGAAGAAAAUCGAAAAUUUUAGGAAUACAGAUCUAUUGCAGCGUGACAUCUCCUCGUAAUUUCUUAAAAAUUUUUAUUUUCAGAUUCCUCAACUCCUUCUCUUCUCAAACAUAUAUUCUGGUUAAAAUAGAAGACCUUUUAAGGUGGACAUUAUUUCAGAACCCUGUAUACAGUUUAUAAGUCCUUUUCAUUCUCUUUGCCGCGUUACCUUCCUUAUGUAAUUGGAAAGUACGUCCGGGCUAGCAAGCGAAAAUUCUGGAAUUUAGGUCCUGACGAGGGUAUUACUAAUUUUUCAUGUUUGUUGCUUCCACAAAAUCUGUUGCUCUUAAAAUUGCUAUCCAUCUUAAGAUAACUUUUGUUUUAAGCAGAAUAUAAAAUAAAGGAAAAGGCGAUAUAAAGGAAAGGGAAUUAAAGGAAAAGACGAUAUAACAAGUCUACAAAAAAGAGCUUUUUAAAGUACUUUCUAAAAAGAGAUGAGUGAAGAGGAAGUGGAAUAAAAACGAAGAAAAUACUUUGAAGGAGUACCACCCUUUAAAACUGCCUGUUACGGUAAACUGGGCUGCUUCCACAAUGGACCACCAUUUUACAAUCCUAGAAGUAAUAUACUUCCUCUAAAAUUACUUCCCCUUCCACCAGUGUUGUAUCUCACCAGGUACUAUUUCUACAGCAGACGGAACAUGAAUGAGCCUUUUCUGUUCACACCUUAUAAUUCAGAAGCACUUCUUAGUUCACCUUUCAACAGCAGUUUGCAGACUAGAAUCCUAAUAGCUGGAUUUUUAGAAGGCGACUAUUCGAUUAAUUGGCUGCAAGAACUCAAAGAUGCGUACCUUUCUUGGAUGGAUAAUAAUGUUAUCAUAGCAGAUUUCGGUCCAACUAUUCCUUACAGCCAGGCCUCUGUGAAUACACGAGGAGAAGGAGCACAAGUCUCUUUACUUUUAAGGUUUAUACAAAAAUCUUACAAAUACCCUGCGGAAAAGUUUCAUAUUGUUGGACACAGUUUAGGAGCCCAAAUAGCUGGUUAUAUUGGCCAAAGGAUACCUAGACUUGGACGAAUCACAGCUCUUGAUCCUGCUGGUCCCGGUUUUCUUGAUCUUCCCAGUGUUGCUGCCCUUGACCCUUCAGACGCACUCCUUGUUGAUGUAAUUCAUUCAAAUCCGGGAAGAAUAAUUAUCGAUGGUUUGGGAAAUCCAAAAGACGUAGGGCAUGUCAAUUUCUGGCCAGGCGGAGGUAGACCAAGGGGCUGCGCCCUCACUUUGCUAAGACAUAUUGUCACUGGUUCUCGUAUCUCAGACUUUGUACAUGACCUAUUCGGUUGCCAACAUAGAAGGUCUAUAGAGCUCAUGCUGUUUUCAUUUGGCCAGAAUGGAUGUCUGAUGGUCGGAGUGGAAUGUCUCAGUUAUGAAGCAUUUCUGAAAGGAGAAUGUAAUUGUGGAAAGAAUGGUGAGAGAUGUCGUUUCAUGGGCCAGUUCAGUACUCCAGCUCCACAAAAAUCAAGAUACUAUCUGCAGAUUGGAUAUGAAAGACCUUAUUAUUGUUUGUUUCAGUACCAAGUCAUUGUAUAUUUUGAGCUGGUUCCUGGACAGAUAACUUACGAAUCAGCAGAAGUAAAUCUGGACUUAACACUGAAAGGAGACAUCAACAUUCAAGAGAGCAGAAAGUUCUAUGUCAAUCUAAUCAAAACGAGGCAAUUCCAGAGCAUUCUUAUCACAUCUAAAGUACCCCUUGGAAAACCAAAAAGCGGCUUUGCUGCAUUUUAUCGCUCUGUCAAUCAGGCAGUCAAUAAGCAGAGUCCAGGUGCUGACUUCGGAGCUGUUAUAAGAGCUAUAGAGAUUAACUAUUUGUAUCCUUUGCCAAAGAAACAUAUAUCGACACUUCUGUGUAAGAAGGAAGAUUUACCUCAAACUGAGAAAAAAUUGACGACGUUUUCUGCUGAUGCAUGCAAUUAUCAUUUUAAACAAGAAUGGAAGAAUAGUACUUUAAAUUUUGCUACAUGGAAAGCUGCAGGUACACAGAAGAUAGCAGUUAAAUGAUAUUUGAUCACAUGAAGCAUUCCAAGAUAUUAUAAAGUUAUUUUUGAACCCUA